GACACCACAAAUGUCAUAGUUUAAACUUAUGCAAGCAGUUUGAAACUCUCAGUCAAUGACAACGGUUCGUUGAGCUUGUGGUACAUUUCAGAAGCAUAUUUUGGUUGGUAUUUGGAAAAUCACAAAUUGCCCAGAAGUUUUAAGUCAUCCACGGAAAAGUACAAAAUUGCCAACAUCAAAAUGCUGUGGAAAAAAGAUUCGAAUCGAAAAACAGCCUUGUAUGUGGAUUACUUUGCCGAUCUAGGCACUGAUUUGGCCGACCUCGAUGCGAUACAAAAUCAAUUGAAGUCGAUGAAGAAAUCCGAUGCCGUAUCAGAGAGGCUUCGUGAGGAGGGAAACAUUGAAUUUGCCGCACGAAAUUGGACUAAUGCCAUUAUGGCCUACAAUUAUGCGUUGUGUUUCGCUGAAAAUGGUUCGGAGGCGCUCAGUCAUGCGUAUGCUAAUCGAUCGCCUUUUUUUUUCGAAUUGGAUCAAUUUGACAGUUGCUGCACCGAUAUCAAGUUGGCGUUGGAAGUGUCCGAAUGUUCAGACUCGCUUAAACAAUCGAUUGUACAGCACCAAAAAGAUUGUGCCGAUUUCAUAGAAAAUAGCAUGUCGAUUGAAAGCACCGUUAAUGUCCCGACAUUGGAUUUUGAGCCAAACAAAAGUUUUCCGUGCUUUGCAAACGUGUUGCAACUCGACCGACAUACGGAGCUGGGCUAUCGAAUCACGGCCAAAACCGACAUUGACGUUGGAAAACGGAUUUUCGUGGAAAAGUCACUCGUUUCAACAGCCAUCGAUGGCCAAUACAUGCGCUGCAGCGUUUGUCUUACACGAAGCAACAAUCUGAUUCCCUGUGGCAACUGUACAAAGGCGAUGUUUUGCAACACUGAAUGUCAGAAUAGUAUUCUACAUGCGGCUGAAUGUGGUAUGGCUACUGCGAUCGAAAGUGAUGGCAAGCUAACGUUUCUAAUCCGAACGGUGUUGUACGCUAUGAGCCUAUUCAAUAGCGCCAACGACUUUGUGAACUUUGUCGAAAAAUGUAUUGACAAACAACAAGAUUUUCCGUUGUCGAUGACAGAUGACCGAUCAAAAUAUGAGCAGUUUUUGAGACUCAAACCAGAUCGUAUGAUUGCAUCAGGUGAAAAACGUGACCCACUCAUUUACUUUGCAUAUCAGGCGAUCAUGGCAUCGAAAGCAGCCGAUUGGUUUGUGUUGAAGAAGCAACAGCGAUUUCUCACUCAUUUGAUUUGGCAACAUGAAGCUAUCAUAUCGCUGGGUUGUGUUCAUCAGUACACCGACAAAAAUGGCCAAGCCGACAGUUUGCACCUGUUCCCGACAUUCAGACAAUUUAAUCACUUGUGUUCUCCUAAUGCAAUGUUUCAUUUGGCGGAUAAUUGGUCAACUAUCACUACAAUGCGGCCAAUUAAAAAGGGCGAAGAGGUGACAGUUUCCUAUUUUGGCCGUAAUUUCCCUGCAGAUUCAAUGGUCGAGCGACAAGAAUACGUUGAACGUCUUCGUGAUAACUUUGGCAAUAAGUGUCAAUGCGACUUAUGCGAGAAUCGCACAUCAACGGCAGGUAAACGAAAGGCUAUGAAGGCUGAUCCAUCCUAUCAAAACAUCCUACAGACUAUUGAGCAAAACUUUGGCGAAGAAACAUCUUUGGAUAUGAAAGAGAUGAAACAUCAUGCAAUUGAAUUUUUAGAGAAAUUUGGACAAGCAAAAUGGUGCGCUGAGUUGCAUUUGGCAACCACAUUUUUCAUGGAUAUCAAUUGGGCACAGAUCGAAUCUGGAGACUUAGAAUAAGCCAUGGAUAGUGGACACAUUCCUUAUGUGCAACAUAACGUAUUUUUAGCUUAAGUUCAAUCGAUUUUUGAAAUAUUAUACUGUGAUUUUGAAGAAAGAUUUGAAUGAACAUUGGAAUGUCGGAAAAAAAUAAUGAGGAAUCUUUGAGAAAUUUUUGUUUUUUUUUAAUAAAUAAGCAUGAAAAUUAACCAAUUUUUUAUCAAACUUCUUUGUUAUCAAAUAAAAUCGAAACUUCGAUUAAA
This is a messenger RNA of Sitodiplosis mosellana (orange wheat blossom midge), 2027 nucleotides long. RefSeq lists its product as uncharacterized. Gene Ontology annotation, molecular function: protein binding. The coding region runs from base 181 to 1785 and encodes 534 amino acids. The transcript is spliced from 2 exons. NCBI's taxonomy places the organism in Eukaryota, Metazoa, Arthropoda, Insecta, Diptera, Cecidomyiidae. The record is from RefSeq and is a predicted model, not a curated record.